Messenger RNA from Anopheles funestus (African malaria mosquito), 1210 nucleotides. RefSeq names its product methionine aminopeptidase 1D, mitochondrial. Gene Ontology annotation, biological process: proteolysis. The coding region runs from base 100 to 1059 and encodes 319 amino acids. The transcript is spliced from 4 exons. NCBI's taxonomy places the organism in Eukaryota, Metazoa, Arthropoda, Insecta, Diptera, Culicidae. The record is from RefSeq and is a predicted model, not a curated record. Gene Ontology annotation, molecular function: metalloaminopeptidase activity.
CUGUACAUAACAAAACAAUAAGUUGUCACUUUGCGUGAAGUUCACGAGUUUUGUUAUGUAUUGAAUUUUAAAGCACCGAAAAGUGCAAGUGCAUCUGUAAUGUUAACAAAAACGAACAUAUUAUUACAAGGUUUGCGAAGUUGGCGAACAUCUGGACACAGAACAUUCUUUGGGAAGAGAAAAAUAUAUGCUCUUGGAACGUGUAAUCUUAUCACCAAACUAGGCAAUGUUUCUCCGGAAAGACAGGUUCCGGAACACAUCACCAAACCUCCAUACUACUUCAUUCGGAAUUCUCCCAAUUCUGGCGAGGGAGAGCCGGAAAUAAAAUCAAGUGAGCAGAUUGAUGGAAUGAGACAAAGCUGUAAGCUUGCGGCAACUAUUUUGAAAAAUACUUGCGCUUUUGCAAAGGUUGGCGUUACCACUGAUGAUAUUGAUGGAUUUGUGCACGAAGAAACGAUCAAGGCGAACGCAUAUCCUUCCCCAUUGCGCUAUUUGGGUUUUCCGAAAUCUGUAUGUACAUCCGUAAAUAAUGUAGCGUGCCAUGGGAUUCCGGAUGAUCGAAAAUUGUCCGAUGGGGAUAUCAUUAACAUAGAUGUCACGGUAUUUUUCAAUGGAUACCAUGGAGACUGUUCGAAGACCGUACUGAUAGGCAAUGUGGAUGAUCGAGGAAGGUAUCUAGUGGAAAGCACCGAACGAUGCUUAGCUGAAGCUAUUCUUUGUUGCGGUCCCGGUCAACCGCUGUGUGUGAUCGGUAAAUCGAUAGAAAAGUUCGCUAAGCGCAAGAAGCUAAGUGUCAUGCCAGCGUUUGCAGGUCAUGGCAUAGGUAGUUACUUCCACGGACCACCAAAUAUCCUUCAUUUCGACAAUGACUAUCCUGGUGUAAUGAUUCCAGGGAUGACCUUUACUAUUGAGCCAGUCCUAACAUUAGGUACGUGCGAGGCCGAAGUACUUGAGGAUGCUUGGACAGCCGUGUCCAUAGAUAAUGCUCGUAGUGCUCAGUUUGAACAUACUGUUCUCAUAACUAACGAAGGCUGUGAAGUGUUAACGGUGGCCAGUUAAUGGAAACUAAAAAAAAAUAAAUAGUUUCUGAUAGGCUAAGAAUACUUAUAACCGGGAUGUUUUUGUUGCGUAGCAUAUUCUCACGAUUGUAGGCUUUUGCCAAACUGUAAACUAUUUUGUAAUAAAACAUUGGCAUUGAACCGCAGAUUGA